This is a messenger RNA of Stereum hirsutum FP-91666 SS1, 864 nucleotides long. RefSeq names its product NAD-P-binding protein. NCBI's taxonomy places the organism in Eukaryota, Fungi, Basidiomycota, Agaricomycetes, Russulales, Stereaceae. Bases 1 to 864 code for a protein of 287 amino acids. Gene Ontology annotation, cellular component: endoplasmic reticulum. The transcript is spliced from 6 exons. The record is from RefSeq and is a predicted model, not a curated record.
AUGUCCGCCAAAGUCGUCCUUGUCACUGGUUGUUCUAAAGGAGGCAUCGGAUUUCACUUAUGUGAAGAAUUUGCUAAAGAGGGAUGCACAGUCUAUGCCACCGCGCGCAAGGUAGAGAAAAUGGAGGGUUUCGUACACCCAUCUAUUCACAAGCUUGAGCUCGACGUGGUCGACGACAAGAGUGUCAAGCUCGUGAUAGACCACGUCAUCGAGCGUGAGGGAAAGAUAGAUGUCCUCGUUAAUAAUGCCGGUGUCCCAGCAUUCGGUAAUCUUUACUUCCAAUCCCAGCGACCCGCCCUUGAGGUUCCGUUGGACGAAGUCAAGGCCGCGUUCGACGCCAAUGUGUUUUCCAUUCUUCGUGUCUCUCGAGCCGUACUCCCACACAUGGCUUCCCGAAAGCAAGGACUCAUCUUGAACGUCGGGUCCGUUGUCGGAGAGAUACCUACGCCAUGGUCCGGCAUCUAUUCCGCCUCAAAGGCUGCUGCUCACUCCGUCACCCAAAGUAUGUGGAUGGAAUGCAAACCCUUCAAUGUCAAAGUAAUGCUCGUAGCCCCCGGCGGCGUCACCUCCAACUUCGUAGCAAGCUACGGACCGCAAUACACCCUCGCCCCCGACAGCCUCUACACCGCCUACCUCCCGCACAUCAUCCGACGAAUGUGGUCCAGCCAGACCCCGCAAUCGAUGCAGACGGACGUUUUCGCUCAGAAGGUGGUAAAACAAGCACUUGCUUCGUCCCCGCCUUUUUAUUUCUCGGCGGGAAAUAAUGCGACGAUGUUUGGGUUCGCGAGGUGGUUGCCGAGGACUUGGAUGUUGAGGUAUCUUUGGGGGAUGUUCAGUGGGCCUGUGAAGAACAAGAGUUCUUGA